AUGUAUAGAUUAGAGUUACGGAAAUCUAUCAGAGUACCAGGUGUUAGUAGUGUAUGGCAUAUUUCCUACGUGACGUCAGACCGGUUCUGGAUCAGUGAUGGUUACAAUCUCAUCUUAACUAACACAUCAGGAGAUGAACUACAUCAUCAGACAGAUAUACUUAGUGACGUAUGGGGAGGACACACUGUGAGCACUGAGGGUGAUUUAAUUUGUAUAGACAGUGAGUAUAACAUUAAUAAACUGUCUACAGAUAACAAACUUGAGACUACAUUAAUAAAAUAUACUGAAGCAUGGAAACCUCUAUGUGUCUACAGCUCUCCCUCCACUAGAGACCUGCUGGUCGUAAUGUGUGAUACAGAUACAAACAUUUAUAUAGAAGCAAAGGUAGUCCGGUAUAACAUCACAGGGGAAAGCAUCCAGACCAUACAGCACGACAACAUUACGGGUAAGAGAUUAUAUAGUGAUCCUAUCUACAUCACAGAGAACCGUAAUGGAGAUGUAAUUGUGUCUGACUGGGGCUGUGUAGUGGUGACAGAUCGUGGUGGUAAACAUCGGUUUUCCUACAAAGGACAUCCAUCAGGAGCAGAGCUAUGUCCACUAGGAAUUUGUACUGACGCGCUGUCACACAUCCUGCUGUGCGAUUAUAUUACCGAAUCAGUACAGAUAUUAGACAGGAAUGGUGAAUUCCUGUCUCAGAUACAGAUAUCAUCACACGGGAUAAACUAUCCAAGAAGCCUGAGUUAUGAUGCUGACACGCACUUACUGUGGGUGGGGUCAGCCGACGACAGUAGAGUAAACAUAUACAGUUGCAUAUAUGGAGACCUUCUGACCGCGACUGCUGCAGAGGAAAAGAAGACAGGAAGUGAUUUCCUUGAUGAAUCCCUCAAGCUGCAUCAACAGAAAUAUGGAGAGGAACCGUUUACAGUUCCCCACGACUUUGACCCAUUCAUACAUAGAAAAGACUUAGAAACAGAACUGAUUACAACAGAAAUUGAAGAAAAGACAUAUAUAGGCAUAUGUCUGCUAAUGCUGCUUGACUUCCAUAUGUUCUUAAGCUUGAAAAAGGCUCCUCUGGCUUUACCUAAUCUUGAUAUUAUGUCCUUGUCAGCUCCGCCAUCUGAUGUUACCACACUUCCAAGAUGA
Molecule: messenger RNA, 1143 nt
Organism: Saccostrea cuccullata (small rock oyster)
Lineage: Eukaryota; Metazoa; Mollusca; Bivalvia; Ostreida; Ostreidae
Exons: 4
Coding region: 1-1143 (380 amino acids)
Cellular component (GO): extracellular region
Source: RefSeq, a predicted model, not a curated record